GACUCUAUUGGUCAAUGCCAUAAAUUAUGACCUUUUGACGAGAAUACCCUACGUAACUCUAACAGCAUUAUCUCAUCUAAUCUCAAAACUGUUUCUCUACAGUUUUGUAUUGACUAGAAUCAAGAUUACAACACAUAUCAGGUAAUCAAUAUGCGCUUGUUCAUCGGCGACUAUGAAGUCCGAAAAUGAUUCUAAAGCAAGCUAUUUUAAAUGUACUGAAAUUUCAGCUUUCUAAUAGUCGAUGCAUCCAAGUAAAUUGUUCAAUGACUCCAUAUAUCCUUCAGGUGUAUCAGUAAUAAUUAGAAAGAUAAGUCAGUGUAUCCAUAAAUAAAUAUCAAAUUAGAAAUCAACAAUCAAAAGUGACCUAUUUAAAAUGAGAGGGUACUGAUGACUGGGUUUAUUCUCAGUUUGCAAUCAAGAUUUUAUUAACCCAUUUGUACCGGAAUUUAUAUUUCACGCACACACAUAGAUAUUGGAUACACUACUAUUCAAAUGAAUUUUCCUGUUGAUCAUUUCUUUAUCUUAAUAAAUGCAUUUGUACAUUUAGUUGUAAACAUACAGUUGGUCUGGCUGAAUCCACAUGUAACUGAAGAAACAAUAGUAAAUAUACCGAAAGUAUACUUCAUUCAUCCUGGUCCAUCUGUUUCAAGGAGUCAGUUAAUCAAGAAUCAGUUUCAAUCAUAUAAUGGUUCACAUUUUGAGAAACCAUAUAAUUACAAAGUCAAAAAACACAAAAUGAAUAAUAAUGCUACUAAUAAUAAUAACAGUAGAUUUUAUAAUGGAACUCAAACCAAUUCAAGACCGAUGCACAAAAAGAUUUUUAAAGAUUACAACAUAUCAAAAACCACAUUAUUCGUCGAAAGAUUACAUGAAAAAGUAAAUUAUUUUAUACCAAAGUCACUAAAAUUUGAGCCAGAGAAAGAUUUGGCCAUAUUAUAUCCAGAAAGCACUUGGCUUGACCCAUGCAAAGCCACUGCAUACUAUGGGGAUAUAGCGUUGGAUGAACAUGAAUCUCAGAUAAUGUUGUCAAAAGGCAUGGUAUUAUCUGAUGACCCAUUACAAAUAUGGAAUUUGGAAGAUAAUAAAGAAACGAACACUGGGAGAAAUAAACAUUCUAACAUACCUAAUUCUAACCCAUUGGAUGAUAUUAAAAGAGAAAUAAGCACUCAUUUAGCUGGUAACUCACGUCAUUUGAAACAAAAGCAUAUUCGAAGUUACAAAGAUAUGGCAGACAGAAAUCUCCCACGCAAACUCAAAAAUCUAACAAGUAAACGAAGGGACCAAUCGAAGAAAUUUAGCCAACGGUGGCAGAGAAGGAGGAAUGAAUUAAUUAAACGUCGAAGAUAUAACCAACUUAAGGCUGAAACACAAGCAUUUAUUCAGUUAAAUAAAUCAUAUCAACAGAAAGCUGACAUAUUAAUGUUUACUCCUGAACAAAGAAAAAGGAAAGAGUUUUCUCAAGGUAAAAGAAGGUCUAAAAGAGCAGCUACAGCUUAUGUUUCAAGAACAUGGACAAACGGAGUUAUUCCAUACAUAAUACAAGCAAAUUUUUCAAGUGAAACUAAAGCUACGAUUAUGAAAGCUAUGCGACAUUGGGAAAAUUAUACCUGUCUUAGCUUUGUUGAAAGGCAACCACAUCACAGAUCCUACAUAAUCUUCACUGAAAAGGCAUGUGGAUGUUGUUCAUACGUCGGACGACGUAGUGAAGAUGAACCACAAGCUAUAUCAAUCGGAAAAAAUUGCGACAAGAAAGGGAUCGUAAUUCAUGAACUUGGUCAUGUGAUUGGAUUUUGGCAUGAACACACUAGACCUGAUCGAGAUGAACAUGUAGAUAUUCUACUCGAUAAUGUUGUUGAAGGACAAGAUUUUAAUUUUAAAAAAAUGGAUCCAGGUGAAGUGAACUCUCUUGGUGAACCAUAUGACUAUAGUUCUAUUAUGCAUUACGCCAAAGGAACAUUUGCUAAAGCGAAUAAAGAUGAAACAAUCAGACCAAAAGCUUGUUGUCCACGACCACCUAUUGGUCAACGUAUUCAAUUAAGUCCUGGUGAUAUUCGACAAACAAAUAAACUCUAUUUAUGUCCAGCAUGUGGUCGUACACUUCUAGAACCAGUAGGAAGUUUGUCUUCACCACAAAUGGCAUGGAAAUUAGAAGAUCGUUUUGGUGGUUUAGAGCAAUCAAUUCAAUUGGGAAAUGCUAUAUCAGUUGAUCAUCUUUUACCAGAUGAUAACGAGAAUAUGUAUCAUCCCUAUCGAUCAUUAACAAAUGGUAAUUCAAUUGAUGGUGGUGAAGAUCAUAGUUUAAUUGGUAUGGUCAACGAUAAUAAUUAUAAGUUAAAAACACUUCCAUAUAAUCCAUUUAAAGGAUCAUUCAAUAAUGAAGAAGUUCCAUUGAUAGCAAUGAGUCGUUUAUCUAAACUAUCGAAAACAAGUUCAUCAUCUACUUUAGGUUUCACAUCAGCUAGUCCUAUACUUUGUCAAUGGAGAAUAAAUGCUGCAUCAGGUGAACGGAUACGUUUAAAUUUUACACACAUGGAUAUAUCUGGACCAAUAACACAAGAUUCUAUACAUACACCAAAUAAUUUAAAUGAUUUACACAAAGCAUACGAAUUAAAUCAAAAAAGUAUCAAUCGUAUCUCAUGUAUUAAUGAUUAUGUAGAAAUAAGAGAUGGAUAUUAUUCUGGUUCACCAUUAAUUGGUCGUUACUGUGGUCAAAAUUUACCUCCACAGUUAAUUUCAACUGGAUCACGUCUUUGGUUAGAAUAUAGAAGAUCUGCUGGGAGUAUGACAACAGGUUUUAUCGCUGAUUAUGAAGCUAUAUGUGGUGGAGAAUUACAAAUGGAAGAAGGGACACUAACAAGUCCAAAUUACCCAGAAUUUUAUCGACCAAGUAAAGAGUGUGUUUGGCAAAUUAUCGUUCCCGUGGGUUAUUCUGUUGCACUGAUAUUCCAUUCAUUUCAGCUAGAAAAACAUGAUACUUGUGUAUACGACUACUUAGAGGUACGCGAUGGUUUAAAAGAUACAUCCCCACUGCUGAAGAAACUAUGUGGAUCACAUCUACCCACUCCAAUUAAAUCAACCAAUAAUGUGAUGUAUGUAAAAUUUGUAUCAGAUAGCUCAGUAGAAAAGCAAGGAUUUACAGCCACAUUUCAGAAAGAAUUUGAUGAGUGCAAAACUAUGAAACAUGGUUGUUCACAUACUUGUGUCAAUACACUUGGAGGUUAUCGAUGUCAAUGUGAGAUUGGUUAUGAACUACAUGCAGAUGGGAAACGUUGUGAAGAUGCAUGUGGAGGGGUAAUCAAUGAGUCGAAUGGUACUAUUCAAACACCUUUGUUUCCUGAUUUAUAUCCACCUAAGAAAAAUUGUAUCUGGAAAAUUUUGGCACCACCUAAAACGACAAUAUUUCUUAAUUUUACACAUUUUAAUUUAGAAGGUCAUAAUCGAGCAUGUCGAUAUGAUUUUAUCAAUGUUUACAAUGGUUCAACAGAUAAUCAACAGAAAAUCGGCACAUUUUGUGGUGAUCAAAUACCGGAGCCUAUUACAUCCCAUACAAAUGAACUCAGUAUUGAAUUUUAUUCAGAUACAUCUGUACAGCGUACUGGUUUCAGAGCUGUAUUCUUUACUGAUCGAGAUGAAUGUGCUGAUAAUAACGGAGGUUGUCAACAUUUAUGUAGAAAUACAAUAGGAUCAUACCAUUGCGCUUGUCGACCAGGUUUUAAUCUUUACGGCAGAUAUGAAUGCAAAGAGAACAUUAAAACUGGAUGUCAGCAAGAUAUAUCUUCACCUGAUGGGGAAAUUAUCACUCCGAAUUGGCCAAAUGAAUAUCCUGUGAAGCAAAAUUGUCAUUGGAAAAUUACUGUAACACCUGGUCAUAGAGUGAAAGUUAUAUUUGCCGAUUUUGAACUUGAGUCACAUCAACAAUGUACGUAUGAUCAAGUUAUAGCUUAUGAUGGACCAACAAAUAGUUCCGCUUUUCUUGGUCAAUACUGUGGUAGUCGAAAACCUGGCCCAAUUAUUUCUUCACAGAAUCAGUUGUUGCUUACAUUUAAUUCUGAUUCAUCUGUACAACGUAAAGGAUUUCGAGCUCAACAUACUACAAUUUGUGGUGGUCAUCUAACUGCUGAUAAUGUUGCGCAAACACUUUAUUCACAUGCUAAGUUUGGUGAUCUCGAUUACGAAUCAAAUCAACAGUGUUACUGGACAAUUACUCCGAAAUUAGAUAAUCAUACUGUUCUACUGAAAUUUCUUUAUUUUGAAGUAGAAGAAGAAACGCUAUGCACGUACGACUAUCUUCGAGUUUUCGAUGGAGGUGAUCCUAAAGGGAAACUUUUGGGUGGUUUUUGUGGGAGAACUCUUUCAUCUCAAAACAGUUCAGAACCAUUGAAUCUUGAUGGUGUAUUCUCAACAACAAGUUUAUUAUUGACAACAUUGAAUUCUAACAAUUCAACACGAUGUUAUGAAAAACAUCAGUACCAACAACAGUAUAGUGAAGAUGAUGAAAUAAACGUUACUAAUGAUACUAUUAGUACUAGUAGUAGUAGUAAUAAUAUUACUCCAACUACAAUUACAUCAGGAAUGAUAAAGGCGAAUAAAAAAGUCACUUCAUAUCCAGAAUAUACACAAGUUAAUGUUCAACGAAAAAAUUCCAAUGAUACGAGUCCAAAUGAACAUAAUGAUUAUAUUACGAAAGAGGUGACUACAUCAACAAUAUCAUUAUCAUCAUCAUCAUCACCAUUAUCAUCAACAUUUUUAUCAGGAGUUGAAAAUCGAGACAACACAACGUUAAUUACAACAAGUAAUAAUGAUAUUAUUAACAAAAAUAGAACACCAUCUAUAAAUUAUACAAAUAUUCAUGAACCAUUCAAUAGAUCACUAUUGAAUUUUGUAAAUCAAACAAUGAAUCAAAGUGAAUUGGACAAAAGCGAAUUAUCGACUCAUCGGAAAUUCCCUAUCAGUAGUACAUUACCGUCAAUGAGCUCGACUCCUGUCAGGAAUCUUUUCCCAAACACAAUAACGAAUAACAAUGCUGCUAAUAAUGAUAUAAAUCAAUUAGCACAUAAUAAACAGCUUGAUAGUUUCUUACAAGGUCAAACUACAUUAAAUGCGUUAUCUUUGGCUUAUUCUUCUUUAAUUGCGAAUGGAUUAUGUAGUAUAGGAAAAGAAUAUGAAAAGGCUUUCACUGCCGAUAGUAAUAAUAAUACUAUUAAUAAUAAUGGUAUUAACACUCAUAGCAACAUUACUUCACAAUCAGAUAAAUUUAAAUCCAUCCUACAGCGUUCUUCAAUUGCGAAUUUAUUUAAACAACACUCCAUGAUCUCAACGUCAGAGACUGCAUCAAUUCAACCAUCGGUAGGUACGGCGAUUUCACCAAUAUCUACUGCACAAUCAUCGCCAUCGUCAAUAUUUCUAGCUAAUUCACUAGAAAAAAUUAAUUCAGGAAAUUUAUCAAAUUCAUUUAUUCCAAACAUAAAUAAUAUUAUAAAUAAUAACAAUGUCAGUAAUCCGCGUCAUGUUCAUCAGGUUCAGAAGAGUUUCCUAAAUCCUAUAUUGGGAAAUGAAAGUAAUUCAUGUCAAUUGAAUUUCCCUGCAAUUAUGAAUGAUCUCUUAAUUGAAAAUUUGGAAAGUUGGCAACAUCUUCAGAAAAAUGCAGUAUCAUCUAAUAUUGAUCCUCAUUUAUUAAACUUCUAUAAUGGAUCCUGUUGCCCUGUUGAAUUGACUAAUACAAAUCGACGUAAAAAUGCUACUAGAGAAACAACUAGUUUGCUUAAAUCAUGGCUAAAUGAACAUCGUAAAAAUCCAUAUCCUACAAAAGGUGAAAAAAUCAUGCUUGCACUUAUUACAAAAAUGAGUUUAACACAAGUAUCAACAUGGUUUGCAAAUGCUAGAAGACGAUUGAAAAAAGAGAAUAAAGUAACAUGGAAUUUACGUACAGAUUGUUUAUCAGAUGUUGAACACGAUGAACAAUCUAUUGAAAAUGAAGACAUUGAUUGUGACGAUGAUAAUGAUGAUAAAGUUAAUACUAAUGAUCAUGAUGUUAAUAGUAGUAAUACUAAUGAACAUAAUUUACAAGGAAUAACCGGUUUGGAAGGUCUAAAACAUUAUUUACUAAGUAAAAAUACAGAAAAUUAUGAUAAAUUAUCAUUAAGUAAAUUAUUUGAUAAAAAUGGAAAUUUACAAACAAUCAUUGAAAGUAAUAAAAGUAAAUUAAGUAGUAGAUUGCGUAAUUUUACAAAUAAUUGUGAUCAAUUAGAUUGCAUACCAAGUAAACGUCCAAGUUUAGACUAUAAUGAUCACGUAUUGACCAAUGUGUCCACAGUGAAUUCAUUGAAUCAAGAAAAAGAAUAUUGUACAAAUAAAUCCAGUACAAAUGUUAAAUUGGAAACACGUAAAAUCUGGUCAUUAGUCGAUAUGAUGAACGAGCAAAAUAAUAAUUCACAAAACUCUAGACAUGAAUUAUUUGAUGACAAAACAACAAUGAAUGUACAGAAUAAUAUAUGUGAUAAUUGGUCUUUAGAAGAAAAUAGUGACUCACAACAGCCUCCUAAGAAUCUAUGGAAAACUUCAAAUGAAUCAUUUACUCACCAAAUGAAAAUGAAUACUGUAAUUGCUGAUUCUCCUGACAUUAUCAGAAAUAAUAAUAAUAUGAAUGAUGACAAUGUAAAUCGGAAAUUAGUAGGAAACUCAUCUUUUCCAAUUACUUCCGUCGGUAAUAAUAGUAGUACUAGUAGUACCACUGAUAGUAACAUUGACAUCCCAAAUGAUUCGUCAUCUUUAUUUUCUCCUAGUACAUUAGCAGCAUUUUAUUUGUAUUAUCAACAAAAUUUACAACGGGCACAAGAACAAAAUCAUUUAAUAACAACAUCUUUGUCAAAUCAAUAUCCAUUGACUGGACAUCAACAAAAAUCUCAUGGACAGAAAUUACCUCCCUUAAAUUCUCCUAAUUUAAAUAACAAUAAUAAUAUUUUAUAUACUAAACCAUUCCUUCAAUACGACGAACAUUUGUCCAGCUUAUUUCAGGGUAAUAGUUCAUUAAAUUUGAAUUUAUUAAAUAAAGAAACACAACAAUAUGCAAGAUCAUUGUGUUUACAUAAAAAUCAUUCAAAUCAACAAGUAACCACUAGUCCAAGUGAAGAAUCAUGACAAUAGUAAUGAGAAUAACAAAAGAAUAUUGUUGUGAAGUAAUUGCAUUCCAAUUAUUGAAGAGAUACAGAAUUCAAAUCAAAUAUACACUAUUCGUUAAUCCUCUUCCUCCAGGUUCCAAUGAAACCCAUCUAUAAAAAUUAAUUAUAAACCAAAAACA
Molecule: messenger RNA, 7297 nt
Organism: Schistosoma rodhaini
Lineage: Eukaryota; Metazoa; Platyhelminthes; Trematoda; Strigeidida; Schistosomatidae
Source: the annotation of a GenBank genome assembly